AGCUUCAGGAGCCAUCCCUGUAUGCCUGUGGGAUGUUUCCCCUCCAAGUGUCCGUCAGAAGGAGGAGUUUAACCCCACAUUGUCUGGGAGGAGUCCGCAGUCUCCAGCGCUGCGUCCCAGCCGGGAACACUAGCUCGGAGAGCCGGGGAAGUACUCUCCAAGAAAAUCCCGCUAAUUCUGCGUCUGAAACUCUAACGAGAGGCACGUUUACCGGCUCCGAGUUGGCUGAGAGAAAGCGACCGCAAGAAUAGGCAUGUUUCGUCAGAGCGGACGGUAACCGAUGAGCUUAACACCGAAGGAAAGAGUCUGUUCUGAGAGAUGAUGCACACAGAUCCGUGCACAUAGGAGAAGUGCACUCUGAGAAGAGACUUUAAAACAGGCAUCAAUGGGAAAUUCAGAGAGCCAGUACAGCAUCCAGGGCCCCAAGGGCACCAGCUUUAUCUUCCCUGGGAAGCAAAAGCCAUAUUCACUGAAGUUCCGCUCAACCAAAGAUGAGGUCCUCUCCCCCCAGACUUGGUGGAAAAAUGUCCCAGGGGGCUCAGGAUACAAAGCCAGAUGUGUCGGCCGCGGCUGUCUGUCGCCCCCGAAAAGCCGCCAGCCCUACUCUGCUCGGCACUAUGACUAUGUUUCAAAGGGAGCAAGGGGUAGCCCUAGCCAGCAUCGUUGGCAUCGAUCCCCUGGAUGUGGUUUACCAAGGCGGCAUGUGUCAGAUGACUAUGAAGAUAAUCCUUAUGGAGCUGAGCUUAACGGGCACACCCUUAAUGGACACAGUGAUGAGCAUGAGGGUUUAGAGGAGCAGAGCAGCCCGCGUGUGGUGAUCAAGAAGGAUGGCAGUCUUCGGGUGGAGUUCACCAACAGCUCAGGCAGUGCUCUCCUCCUGGAUGAAGCCUCUGGCCCGGUACAGCUCCUCAAGUUCUCCCCUAACCUGGAGUCCGGCUCCACCCCCAGUCUGCCAGGCUCCAGUGGCAGGAGGCCGGAGGUCCACCGAAGUGGCCCCCCACCAGCCUCUACCUCCUCCACAGCCAGGACUAGCAAGGGAAGCUCUCUGAGCUCUGAGGGGUCCUGGUAUGACUCGCCAUGGGGACCGAGCACGGAGCUCUGUGAACAGGACCAACCCUGCCCUGCCAGCAGGACACUUGUCCACUCCCCCAUCCACCAACUUGACUCUUUCACAGAACAGUCUCCCCCUGGGUCCAUCACAGACUUCUACAGGGACCCCACUAUGGCUGCUACCUUCCCCACAGCCAGGGACCUGUCCUCCCAGUUCCAGGACCCUCCACCAAGCCAGAGGCCUCACCGAGCCUCCUUCGCAUCAGCUCUUGAUGUGCCUGUGGCGGAAGAAUGUCCUGAGGCCCGGCCAUACUCAUCAUACACCCUUCCCUGCCGCAGGCCAAAAGCCCACACCAUGAGUGAGGACCUGGACCACUACCCUGACCCAGACCAGUACCAGGAGCAGGUUGGACCAGAUCUGAGCUUCCACAAGAAAGGCUCAAUCAAGAACCGCAUUAGACGCCUCAGUGACUGGACAGGCAGCCUUAGCCGAAAGAAGAGGAAAUCUCAUGAGCCCAGGUACAAGGACCCCAGUGAUGCCUUUGACAGUGGAGUUGAUGGCCUUACUGCAGACACCAGCUCUCCCUCUCAAGUCUCUAGCCUCCUCUGGUUCCCGGGAGCCUCCAGGGCCCAAUCAUCAGGGGCCCUUCACCACGCAACCAGCGAUGUCCUCCGCCAGAACAUCUACGAGAACUUCAUGAGGGAGUUGGAGACUGGCAUUGGCCAGGGGAACGGAGGGGAAGGAGGUGAGAGAAGAGACCCAUCCACAGGCACCGAAGAAGGGGAGAGCAGCAGUGAGUCAGCUGAGGGCUCUUUGGAGCAGCUGGACCUGCUGUUUGAGAAGGAGCAGGGAGUGGUGAGACGGGCAGGCUGGCUCUCCUUCAAACCUCUUCUCACUCUGCACAAGGACAGGAAGCUGGAGCUGGUUGCCCGCCGCAAGUGGAAACACUACUGGGUGACACUGAAAGGAUGCACAUUGUUGUUCUAUGAGACAUAUGGGAAAGGCUCUCCAGAGCAGGAGCUGACGCCUCGUUACGCCCUCUUGGCUGAGGACAGUAUCGUCCAGGCUGUCCCCGAGCACCCCAAGAAGGAGAAUGUCUUCUGCCUCAGCAACACAUAUGGAGACGUCUACCUCUUCCAGGCCAGUAACCAGACAGACCUGGAGAACUGGGUGACAGCCAUCCACUCUGCCAGUGCCUCGCUGCUGGCCAAGCGCCAGGGAAAGGAGGACACAGUGCGUCUGCUGAGGUCCCAGGUCCGUGGACUGCUGCAAAAGAUUGACAUGGACGGGAAGAUGAAGAAGAUGGCCGAGUUGCAGUUGACUGUUGUCAACGACCCCAAGAACCGCAAGGCCAUUGAAAACCAGAUCCAGCAGUGGGAGCAGAACCUGGAGAGGUUCAACAUGGAUCUGUUCAGGAUGCGCUGCUACCUGGCCAGCCUGCAAGGUGGAGAACUGCCCAACCCGAAAAGCCUGCUGGCCAUCGCCAGCCGCCCCACCAAGACCACCCUUGGACGCCUCGGCAUCUUCUCUGUCUCGUCCUUCCACGCACUGAUCUGUUCCAGAGAUGAGGCCACACUGAGGAGACGCUCGGUGUCCCUGACUUACAGACACCGCAAGAGAGGCCUUUUCUCCUCGCUCAAAGGCCUGGACAACCUCACCAAGAGAGGCCGGGACAAGAGACCCUCUGCACCACAGAUCUUUGAGAAUGACACCGGGGGUCAAGUGUACUUCCUUCCUCCCAGCAGCACUGAGAGGCUGGACGUGCUGGCCAACAUCUACUCCAUGUCGCCCCCUGAAGGCGGUGUGUGGGACGGCAGCAAUGGUGCCACAGAGGUGCUAACCUGCAUCUACAUGCCAGACAGCCUGACGGUCCAAGUUCCUGCCAGAGGAGAGCAGACAGCCGCCGUCCUCCUCUCCUCUGCCUGCAAGGUGAAACAGCUGGACCCGGGCUUGCACUGCCUCCGUGCGCACAGGCAAGUGGGACAGGAUGUGGAGGUUCGACACUUGGCUCCCAACGAGCUCCUCCGAGACGUGGUGCAUGACAAGUUGGAGGUGGUUCCUUUGAAUGUAUUCACUCUGCACAUGAGCAGGCCAAGCGGCACUGGAGACUUCGGGUUUGCAGUAACAGGACACAUCGACGCUCAGAAGAACAGCAGGAUCUUUGUCAGCGAGGUGCUUCCUGAUGGCCUGGCCUUCAGUGAAGGUUUGCGCCCAGGCGAUGAGAUCCUGGUGCUGAACGGUCGCUGUGUUUCGGGUCUGGACCUGGCACUGAUCCAGACGCUGUUCGCCGAGCAGACCCUCCAUUUGAGCCUGAGACGUGAUGGCCCGCUGCCUCCUGCACACUGCCCCGUCCCGCCUCCCAGACACAACCAGGAGGCUCACAGCAAGCACCACCGAGCCAAGUCCUCCUCAGAUGUGUGCACUAUGGCUGAUGGCGGCGAGUCCCUGGGCUUCAGAGUGGAGAACGGUCACUCCCAUCAUGCACAUAGGCCUGUUCAACUCAGCAAGAGUGUGGACACGGUGUGCACUCUCUACCAGUCCUUCCAGGAUGGGGCAGGACCAGGCUCUGGGGGUCUAAUGGAGGACGCCAAAGAGCCCACGGCAGGACAGGGACCAGGCUUAGGGUCGGGUCCCAGGGGAGAGGCCACCCUGGUCAGGCCCUGCCCGAAGCACAUGAGCGCCACUGAGAGACUGCGCAAGGUCAUCCAGGAGCUGGUGGACACGGAAAAGUCCUAUGUGAAGGACCUGGCCUGCCUGUUCGAGAUCUACCUGAAGCCCCUGCAGAAUGAAACUUUCCUCACACACGAUGAGAUGGAGAGCCUGUUUGGCAGCCUGCCAGAGAUGCUGGACUUCCAGAGGGUCUUCCUACAGACGCUGGAGGAGAGGAUCGCCUCCUCACCCGACUUCAGCACCCUGGAGACCCCUGCACAGUUCAAGAAGCUGUUGUUUUCUCUGGGGGGUUCGUUCCUCUACUACGCCGACCACUUCAAGCUCUACAGCGGCUUCUGUGCCAACCACAUCAAGGUGCAGAAGGUCCUGGAGAGAGCCAAGACGGACCAGGCCUUCAAGGAAUUUCUGGAUGCAAGAAACCCCACCAAACAGCACUCGUCCACCCUCGAGUCCUACCUAAUCAAACCGGUGCAGAGGGUGCUCAAGUACCCCCUGCUGCUGAGGGAGCUGGUCUCCCUAACUGAUGCAGACAGCGAGGAGCACUACCACCUCAACGAGGCCUUGAAAGCCAUGGAGAAGGUGGCCAGCCACAUCAAUGAGAUGCAGAAGAUCUAUGAGGACUACGGCUCCGUCUUUGACCAGCUAGUUGCCGAGCAGACAGGCCAUGACAAAGAGGUCACAGAAAUCUCUAUGGGAGAGUUUCUCAUGCAUUCCUCAGCAGUCUGGCUCAAUCCCCACCCAUCUCUGGGCCGCAUGAGAAAAGACCCUGAAAUGACCGUGUUUGUGUUCAAGAAAGCGGUGAUACUGGUCUACAGGGAGAACAACAAGCUGAAGAAGAAGAUGACCAACCCUCGUUCAGUCCUCGCCCACGGAGAUGCGGACCUGUUUAAGUUCCGCUGGCUCAUUCCGCUCUCUGCGCUGCAGGUCCGACUGGGGAACACUGCAGGAACAGGCACUGAGAGCAGCUGUAUCUGGGAGCUGAUUCACACCAGGUCUGAAGUGGAGGGGAGACCAGAGACUGUCUUCCAGCUGUGUAGCAGUGUGCCAGAGUGCAAGGUCAACAUCAUCAAGGUGAUCCGCUCCAUCCUCCGGGAGAAUGUGAGAAGGAACAUGAAGGGUGAGGGCAUAUUGGAGAGAAGCUGUAAGGAGCGCCUGGCUCCCCUGCGCAACACCCUCCCCUCCUCUGCCAGGAUAGGUUCCUCCAGGGCCUCCUGGUUGUAUAAGCAGCCUAUUGCUGACGUCCCGACCCAGGCUGAGAACCCCAAGUCUGGGUCAGACGUGGACGAGGGCAGCCUGAGCAGUGGAACUCACAGCUCCUCAGGGGGUCCUUCACCCUGCACCCCUUCAGACCCACCCCUUCUGUCCAGCCAGCAGAACUGGUCUCAAGGAACUGGGUGCCGUUCACAGCCCCUCUCCACCUCCAUGAAAGAAUCGGAUAUUUUAAGUGACGAGGACGACGAUGGGUUUAGCGAGACGGGGAGAAGGAGAAGGGAAAGCAGGCGAGGAGGAGGCUCUCCCACUAGCGCAAUUGAGGCUCAGUUCCUGCAACUUAAACUAUCAGAGGAAGCUGCUUCAAGGCUUCCGCUGGCCCCCCGUGUUCAACCUGAAGGAGUGGAGAUGGACACUCCAGAGACCCAACCCAAACUUCCACAGGGCCACUUGAACCCCGCAGAAAAGAAAAGUAGUGGUAGCUUCCGGAGGAACCAGGGGGUGCUGCUGAGUAUGAAGGAGCACAGCAGGUCGUUGGAUAGUCAGACGGAUGCAGCGGCAACCUCAGGAGCGGUGGACCUUAACGCGCUGCUUGAGAGAGAAUUCAGUGUGCAGAGUCUCACUUCAGUGGUCAACGAGGACUGUUUCUAUGACCCAGCUGAGAGCUGUGAAACCAAUGCCCCCGCCUCCUAGGGGCAAUGAUGGACAGAAAAGGCAAGACUAUAUCUAGGUCAAAGGUUGAAAGGUGAGAGGGGUGGACCAAAGCCCCUGCAAAGAUAGAGGGGAAACCCUUGUGGCUCCCUGCAGGUUCUACCAGUGUGAUGCUGUGCCUCAAGUUCAUUUAGGAAGUCACCCACCUGUUUCAUUGAGGUCAGGUGUAAAUGAUCUGCUCUGAUAGAAGCCUAUUGGCUGGGAGACGCUCAGUCGUGCUCCCCCCAACCCCCACCCGCAUGCCAUAGAGAGGCGAGGCGAGGUGAAUCUGUCCCAGUGGUAAUGACUGCAAUGAAUCUGCCAAGCACUGAUGCAUACCGUGGCUCUACCCAGCUCUUUAGGCUUUGCUGCCUCCUCACAAGCUGCCUGGGUGACAUACUCCUCUCCUCGUUUUCCUCCCAGCUCACAAUAACCAGCAGUGUUUAUUCGCUCUCCGUCUGGAUUCCUCUGAAGAAAUAUUCAUUGGAAGUUAGUUGGUACCUGCAGCCAUAAGCUAGUGUAUGUCAGUCCCCCAAAAAAUGACAAAAUCCCAUGUUGCAUUGGAACAGCAGGACACAGAGAUACAAUACCUAUGAGUUUGGUUCUAUGGCUGACUGGGCAGGUCAGCGAAUCCUGAGUUUUAAUCCAGGCAGAUCAGGCUGUUGUAUUUGGUUUCACAGAGCCAUAAAGGUUGCAACUUACCCCAAAGUACAUGCUUGUUAUUCAUUAAGAACAGUGGAAAAGGAAAGGAGGCACGGAAGCUGCUAUGGACCCACCCAAAGAGCUGCGCUUGUCUAGCCAGAUUUCCUGAGAGGGAAGAUGGAUUAAAUGAACAGGAAGGAGAUUGAUGUUAUCGCAACUCUGCCUUUUUGCUGUAUUUUGUGCACUAAAAUACACUGUUUGCCUAUAUAUUUGAGAUUUCCAUUUCUAUUUGUACAUGAGGGUUUUUUAUUGUUUUUAAAUGCUAUUUUUUAUUUAUUAAUAGGUUUGAUUUUGUAUAUGUUAGAAAAGUAUCCUUUUGGUUGAAUGCUUGAACUGCUGGAAAAAAAAAAAGAUUUUAGUCCACUUGUAAAAAGAUGCAAUACAGUGUUUUUUUUCCACAUUUUCCACAUUCUUUUACAUGUAGGCUACUGGGUUAAGGUUGUUGUUCUCUAAGGAUUGUAAUUUCCAGUGUUUACAUUGGAAUGUACAGGUGUUUCUGAGAUAAUGACUAUGCUUAAUUCAACAAUAUGAACUGCAAUAAUGUUUAAGACACACUGUUUCUUUUUUAUGUGUGUAUGUGUCCUGUAUAUACUCCAGAUUAACUGUGCUGUAAAUUUGACACAUUUAUACAUUCUUAUACAAACUUGACAUUGUACAGUUAAGAAACAAGGCAGGAAUUUGCAAUAAAUGCAGUGGAUAUUUUUGUAAAAGUAUACAUUUGGCAUAAAGUACAUAUUGAGGUACUAUAAAAUGCAAACCACUAGUGCAGUCUUUCCCUCCUUGGCUCUCAAUUUCAACAUGCCUUUUAUGCUAGCAUACCAAUGAAUGUGAAUGCCCCGUUCUUAUGGAACAGUUUUAUAAAAUAAAAGUUUUAUCUGUGAAUGACA
Molecule: messenger RNA, 7209 nt
Organism: Myripristis murdjan (pinecone soldierfish)
Lineage: Eukaryota; Metazoa; Chordata; Actinopteri; Holocentriformes; Holocentridae
Gene: tiam2a
Product: TIAM Rac1 associated GEF 2a
Exons: 27
Coding region: 386-5623 (1745 amino acids)
Biological process (GO): activation of GTPase activity; small GTPase-mediated signal transduction
Molecular function (GO): protein binding; guanyl-nucleotide exchange factor activity
Source: RefSeq, a predicted model, not a curated record